UGGAAUUGUGUUUCACAAAAUAGAUGUGCCUGACCAUCCUUUGUUUUUGUGUCAGGUUAUGAUCAAACUUUACAGUGCACUAGGCAUUUGUACUUGAAUAUUGUAUCCAUUUGUGGUCACCAAGGAACAAGAGGGACAUUGAAGGACUGGAGACAGACUAGGGAAGAGCCAAAGAUUAAGUGUACAUCAUCUAAAUUGAGGAAAGACUUGAGAAAUGAUAUUUUCAGUUUGGAACCUUGGAGACAAACUGAUUAAGGGUUCGUUGGUGACACCAGUCAAUCUGUGAAUCUGGAUCACGCGGACAUUGAUUCAAACACAUUCAUCACUUUUCCCCUGGAAAAUCAGCAGCAAGAUGAAUACCAACUUUGCCAGCUGGAUCCCCACACAGCUUACAGUGACUUCCCCUUCAUCGAUGUACUGUUGGUCAUUGACCAUCAAUGUCGGAUCCUGCAGAGUACAACAUCACCAGUGAACAAUGUCAAUAUCUUCAUGGUUUAAAUGGAAUGAGCCCUAUCACAGAUUCACACAGAAGAACCCUACAGAUAUGGUCGUGGAGACUCUCAUGAUGGAACUUAGCUGGCAGAUAAAACAAGCUGAGAAGAUGCAAAGGGAGCGAGAAGAUGAGUAUAGAAGAAUAAAAACAGGUGUGGACUACAGCUGGCUGGUCAGCCAUCCUCAACACAGUUAUGAUGUGACCCCUGGGGAGAGACUAGAGUUUGAGGAAGCAUGUUCCAAAAUCCACCCUUCUUACUGUGGACCAGUGGUACUUAGAUUUCGGCAAUUGAUCGAUGAGUAUGAACCAGAAGUGCAAGAAGUGGUGCAGUUAUUCCGAUUUGUUCUUCAGGAUACUAUAGGGAGAAUGAAGGAAGAUCAAGAAACAAGGAAACUGAUCAGGCAAUGGAGCAACAAGCGGACAGUGAGUCAGUCCAUGAUGACAUUUAAAUCUCGAGUAAGGAUCUAUCCCUUCAGUAGUAAUAUCAAGACAGUUUCAGAAGAUGUGGAGCAAAGCUUUGUAUCAGCCAGGCGAGUGUGGAGCAUGCCAGAGUUCAAGACUAUUAAAGACUUCUGAUGGAUCAUGCAAUAUAAUUUAAAUGAUUGCACAGAGUCCAUCAAAUAUACUUAAUCAUUCAAUUUAGGAUUGACUUCUUUGAACUAUUCAUUCAGAUGAUGUGGGCAGAAUUGGCAAGCUCAGCAUUUAUUGCUCCAAUUGUUCUUGGCUUGCUUGUUCACUUCAGACAAGAAUUAUAGUUAACUACAUUGCUGUAAAUCUGGAAUCAGACAGUGGGCAGACUGUGUAGAAACAGGAAAUUUCACUCCCUAGAGAGACACUGGGGAAUCAGCUGGAGUUUUUAUAACAAUCCAAUAGUAUCAUGACUACCAUUACUGAAACUUGUUUAUUAAUUCCAAAAUCUAAUUAGGUACCUGAAUUUAAAUUCCCCAUCUGCCAUGGUGGGGGUUCAGUUUAAGCCUAUCAGUAAUAUUAAGGCCUUUGAAUUGUCAGUCUUGUACAUUUUACUAAUGUACCCUCAAUCUGACAGAAAUGUGACUGCUAUGAAUGUGUAUUGCCUGCCCACUGCCAUCAACAGUUGCACUUGUGAACUUGCAGAUGAGCAUUUGAAUUGCCUAUUCCAGAAUAUAGUACAAGCGAAAUUGGUUUCUGGCAAAAUUAUAGAACAACAGUGAUUUGGAAGCCUGAUUUUAAACAACCUUCUGUUGAAUAUAAACUCAAGUGUCAUUGCACUCAAAUAUGAAUUAUUAAUUUAUGACAUGUAGUGCUGUAUACCAUGGACCAAUUGUUUUGAGGUCUAUAAAAAUAAGCCAUUAGCAUUUUAGGUAUUUUUCCACAGACAAGUCUCUGUAGUGCACAGUCAGUAAUGAAAUGUGAUGUUCAUUAGUAUUGAUACUUAUAAAAUGCAUUUUGCAAUGCAUGGCACAAAUGCACACUAUUAAGUUAUUUUCACUUAGAAAUAAGUUUUAUUUUUAAUGUCUUUAAAUAUCAUGCUAGAAUUAAACCCUUCAAAUAGUACAAUUUAGGAGCUAGGAAUGGAGCAGGGCUAACAGAAGAUUUAUUGAUAAUAUGAAUGAUAUAUAUGCAACCUGGCACAAUACAGUGAUACGCUACAUAUCAAUUGAAUGAUGCAGAUUAAUGCUUUCAAUUCCUCCAAAUCUUCCUGUCAGGUAUAAAGCAUGUGACCAACUUUGUCUCUUUCACUUCCUCCCUGUACUUCAAAGGGAAGGAAAAGAAAUUGCAGAGUGAUCAUCCUGGACCAUAUUUGUGCAUUUUGUGGCAUUGAUGGCAAAAUGGUGCACUAGGGCAAAGAAUCUAUGAAGGAUUGAAGAUCCAAGGCUAAACAUGAUGCAAGUUUCCAAUCACCUUGUUUUGUUAUGUUAUGUUGUUAUAUAUUAGAGAAAUGUCUAGCUACUUGCUAUUAUCCAUUUCAUCUCUGGUGUUCACAGCAAUGAAGCUCUUUCACCUAUUGGCUAAAUAAUUAACAGAUCUUUUGUGAAUCUGGGUCACAGAGAAUUGGAGGACGUACACUUUAAUGGUACCUGUGCUAUUAUGAAACACAGUGGAAUGAAAGGCCAUUUAUAUGAAAUGUAGUGCAUCCAAGGAUUUUACAUAUGCAAAGUUUAAAAAAAAUAAAUUUCAUAACCUAUCUCUGAAUAAAAGCUAAUGGAAAAAACAUUCUACAGUUUACUGUCUUUCCUGCAGUUCAAAGCAUAUUUUCAGCUCCUUGGGUUUGUUUGUUUUAAGCUAUAUAAAUACGAUUACUUAUGUUUUCAGAAGGCACACUAAUGGGAUUAUUUUUUAUCCUAAAGAAGCAUGCUUUUUCUGUCAGAGUGAUCCUAAUUAGAAUGGAAAUGUUCCUGACAAAACCCAUCUUCUUUAUUAAUCCAAUGCGGCAGUUAAAAUGAAAAUAUGAAUAGCAUGGAAUUUGAACACACCUAAUUUUUUCUUCUCAACAUUUAUAAAUGCACGUUUCCUUCAACCUGUUUAGAUUUUUUCAUCUGGUAAGUUACUGAUGCAACUGGCUCUCACACCCGUUAAUCGUAUUCUACAGAUGUGCAAUUAG
Molecule: messenger RNA, 3074 nt
Organism: Pristis pectinata (smalltooth sawfish)
Lineage: Eukaryota; Metazoa; Chordata; Chondrichthyes; Rhinopristiformes; Pristidae
Gene: rd3
Product: retinal degeneration 3, GUCY2D regulator
Exons: 5
Coding region: 476-1069 (197 amino acids)
Source: RefSeq, a predicted model, not a curated record